Knipowitschia caucasica is the source of this 798-nucleotide messenger RNA. Lineage: Eukaryota; Metazoa; Chordata; Actinopteri; Gobiiformes; Gobiidae. The record is from the annotation of a GenBank genome assembly.
AUGGCCAGGGACGAUAAAGAGCAGUCUCCGCGGUGGCACAUCGACCUGCAGCCCUGGGCCAGCGAGAGGCCGUCUCUGCAGGAGGAAGCCAGGAGGUUCCUUCAAUACAUCACCACACCAGAAGUGCCUUGUCUUACGGAGGGAGGGGAUGAAGCAAGACUAACGGAUGCUAAAGGAGCCUGGGCGGCCUGCUUAGACCCACGCUACAGCCUGAUCCACAGCAUCAGGAGAAAACACUGCAGGGUCUAUUCCUUUGGUCUCGGAGCUGACGACCGCUCCCUGGAGAUGUCCUUGGUCCGAUCAGGAUGUGACGUUCACUGCUUCGACCCCAGUUUAAAGCAGCCGCACCUGCAGAAGGCCCAGAUGUGGCUUCACCGUUUGUCCGUGGACUGGAGGGACCCCAACCCGGCUUUAGUGUCCCAGCACCAGCACGGCAACACCAAGAAGCUCGCCACCAUUCUGAACGACUUCGGCCACAGACAGGUGGAUGUGCUGAAGGCCGACAUGGAGAGUGCAGAGUGGAAGAUCCUGGAGAACAUUAUCCUGGAGGGGGUGCUCUCCUCGGUGGGACAGCUGCUCCUGGAGGUCCACCUGCACUGGGCCGGGUUCGAGGUCCCAGGAGACGAGCCCGCUGUGGUGCGAUACUGGUUCAGUCUCCUCAAAGAACUGGAGCGCGCACACUUCCGCCUCUUCCACGUCCACAGCGACCCGACCAAACCUCAAGUCUUUUUGCACAAGAAUGUUCUAAAUGCAAGCAGCGCCUACACUUUAAGUUGGGUGAACACAAAGUGGCUCUGA